AUGUCGAAUUUGCUAGGGACGAGAAUGGUGGUUAGAAUUUCGGAAUAUAUUUAUUAUAUAUUAAUUUUAUUAUAAUUUUAAGAUUAUAUGAUUCUGGGAACCGUAACUAAGAUACACAAAGUAAAUUCUACAGUUUUAGGUCAGGAUAGAAUGAUAAGGUAAUGAAAAUUUAACAAUUAGGACUUACACAUUUCUGUUACGGUUCUUCAAAUUGCAUUUGUUAAGGAAAAUGAAAAGUGGUGAAUGCCUUAUGAUGUGGUAAAACAAAGUUGAUAUUAUAUGUUCACACUUUUCUAUGACUAGAAGAGUAUUGCAAAUCAAUAUUUUAAGAUAUUACGAUGGUCACGAACAGCAUUCUAUAUACAGAUUCUAAUGAAUAAACUCAAAUAGCAAUCGAGCAAAAAUGAAUUAAAAUAUUACAGAAAUCUAAAUGAUGUUUUAUUUUAUGCUUACCNUUUCAGACAUCAUUAUCAAAUAGAACGAUGCCUAUCUAUUCGAUGGAUAAGUUAUAAUGAUAUAAUAAGUUUAAUUAAGUUUUUUCGAAAAAAUGACAAUUUUAAUCACAUAGUAGCUUCAUCUCAAUAUUUAUUUGUACUUCAAAGCCGAAACUGUAUUCUAUCAAAUAAAAUAAUCAAAAUUCUAUUUCUUUAGGAUUGA
This is a messenger RNA of Paramecium octaurelia, 657 nucleotides long. Lineage: Eukaryota; Ciliophora; Oligohymenophorea; Peniculida; Parameciidae. The record is from the annotation of a GenBank genome assembly.